AUGCCGCGGAGCCCUUCACCACGUCGAGACGAGCGAAGGAGCCGGUCCCCCGCGAGACGGCACGACGAAGGAGAGAGGCAUAGAGAUACAGCGAGGAAAAAACAAUCGUCCGGUUUUCGGUGGAAAGAAAAGCGACGCGACGAUGAUAGGGACAGGGAGAGAGAUUCGGGGAGAUCCAGAGGUUUAGAGCGUGGAUAUCGCGGUAGUGAUAGGCGAAGGUCUCCAUUUAGAGACCGUGAUAGAGAAAGGGACAGAGACUUGGACCGUGGCCGUGACCGCGAACGCAGGGCAGCAAGGGACGAUCCAAGCGACCAGAAGCCUGUCGAGAAAGAGAAGGAUAAGAAGAAAAAGAAGCCAUCUGCUGCCCCGUCUAACGAGCCUAUGAUCAUUGUUAAUGUCAACGAUAGACUAGGCACCAAAGCUGCCAUUCCAUGCCUUGCUUCAGAUCCUAUUCGUCUCUUUAAAGCUCAAGUAGCUGCUCGCAUUGGACGGGAACCACAUGAGAUACUUCUUAAAAGACAAGGAGAGAGGCCGUUCAAAGACCAACUUACUUUGGAAGACUACGGUGUCAGCAAUGGCGUACAGCUAGACUUGUGA
Messenger RNA from Trichophyton verrucosum HKI 0517, 597 nucleotides. RefSeq lists its product as uncharacterized. Gene Ontology annotation, molecular function: protein tag activity; protein binding. Gene Ontology annotation, cellular component: cytoplasm; nucleus. The coding region runs from base 1 to 597 and encodes 198 amino acids. Lineage: Eukaryota; Fungi; Ascomycota; Eurotiomycetes; Onygenales; Arthrodermataceae. Gene Ontology annotation, biological process: protein modification process; mRNA splicing, via spliceosome. The record is from RefSeq and is a predicted model, not a curated record. The transcript is spliced from 2 exons.